CACACACACACACUCGCUCUCUCACACACUUAGCGUCUCGGCAUGGCACACGCAGCCUCUCAGCUGAAGAAGAAGGCGGACUUGGACCUUACCGCCUUGGAGGAGGAGAAGAAGAAGAAGAAGAAGAAGGUGCGGGAGCCCAAGAAAAAGACGGACAGCAAUGCCAGCUACCUUCGAGCAGCCAGGUCCGGGAAUCUGGAGAAGGCCCUCGACUACCUGAAGAAUGGAGUGGACAUCAAUAUCUGCAACCAGAAUGGGCUGAACGCGCUACACCUCGCCUCCAAAGAGGGCCAUGUGGAGGUGGUGGCCGAGCUCAUCAAGCAGGGGGCCAGCGUGGACGCCGCCACAAAGAAAGGGAACACAGCGCUCCACAUAGCCUCGCUGGCUGGGCAGGCAGAAGUGGUCAAAGAGCUGGUGACCAACGGAGCCAACGUCAACGCACAGUCUCAGAAUGGCUUCACCCCGCUGUACAUGGCCGCCCAGGAGAACCACCUAGACGUGGUGCAGUACCUGCUGGACCACAGCUCCAGCCAGAGCAUCGCCACAGAGGAUGGCUUCACCCCCCUGGCGGUGGCUCUUCAGCAGGGGCAUGACCAGGUGGUCUCCCUGCUCCUGGAGAACGACACCAAGGGCAAGGUGCGCCUGCCUGCCCUCCACAUCGCCGCCCGCAAGGACGACACCAAGGCCGCCGCGCUGCUCCUCCAGAACGACCACAACGCCGACGUGGAGUCCAAGAUGAUGGUGAAUAGAACAACCGAGAGUGGCUUCACCCCACUCCACAUCGCUGCUCACUAUGGCAACAUAAACGUGGCGACACUGCUACUAAACCGAGGGGCAGCGGUGGACUUCAAGGCCAGGCCGCUGUAGCAUGUGGCGUCCAAGAGAGGAAAUGCCAAUAUGCUGCGGCUGCUUCUGGAGCGCGGUGCCAGGAUCGACGCCAAGACCAAGGACGGACUGACUCCUCUGCACUGUGCGGCACGGAGUGGUCAUGAGCAGGUGGUACAGAUGCUUCUGGAGCGAGGGGCCCCCAUCCUAUCCAAAACCAAGAACGGGCUGUCUCCGCUCCAUAUGGCCACACAGGGUGACCACCUGAACUGCGUCCAGCUGCUUCUACACCACGACGUGCCCGUGGAUGACGUCACCAACGACUACCUGACCGCGCUGCAUGUGGCGGCCCACUGUGGCCACUACAAGGUCGCCAAGGUCAUCGUGGACAAGAAGGCCAACCCCAACGCCAAAGCACUGAAUGGUUUCACGCCACUCCACAUUGCCUGCAAGAAGAACCGGAUCAAAGUGAUGGAGUUACUGCUGAAGCACGGAGCAUCCAUCCAGGCUGUGACGGAGUCUGGGCUCACCCCGAUUCAUGUGGCUGCCUUCAUGGGCCAUGAAAAUAUUGUGACUCAGUUGACGAAUCACGGCGCGUCGCCAAACACGUCCAACGUGAGAGGAGAGACCGCGCUGCACAUGGCUGCCCGAGCAGGUCAGGCGGACGUAGUGAGGUUCCUGGUGAAGAACGGUGCGUCCGUGGAGGCCAAGGCGAAGGACGACCAGACACCGUUGCACAUCGCCAGCCGUCUGGGGAAGCCGGAUAUCGUCCAGCAGCUGCUUCACCACGGCGCCAUGCCGGACGCCACCACCACCUCGGCCACACGCCAAUUCACCCACGCCGCACAGGGACAACAAGGAUUGGCAUCUGUGCUGUUCAAUCAAGGAGCCUUGCUCGGGAUCACCACACAGAAGGGAUUCACACCCCUGCACGUGGCAGCGAAGUAUGGGAAGAUCGAGGUAGCGAACCUCCUCCUGCAGAAGAAAGCUCCUCCGGACGCCGCAGGAAAGAGCGGUCUAACUCCACUGCAUGUGGCAGCGCACUAUGAUAAUCAGAAAGUGGCUCUUCAGCUGUUGGACCAAGGAGCUUCCCCGCACGCCGCUGCUAAGAAUGGCUACACGCCGCUCCACAUCGCGGCCAAGAAGAACCAGAUGGAGAUCGCCACCACCCUGCUAGAGUACGGCGCCGACACCAACGCUGUCACGCGCCAGGGCAUCAGCCCUGUCCACCUGGCCGCCCAGGAGGGCAACGUGGACAUGGUCACUCUGCUACUCGCACGAGAGGCCAACAUCAACAUGGGCAACAAGAGUGGGCUGACCCCCCUGCACCUGGCGGCCCAGGAGGAUAAGGUGAACGUGGCCGAGGUCCUGGUCAACCACGGAGCCGCUCUGGAUCCAGAGACUAAGAUGGCAUACACUCCGCUGCAUGUGGCCUGUCACUAUGGUAACGUGAAGAUGGUGCACUUCCUGUUGAAGAACCAGGCUAAAGUCAAUGCCAAAACCAAGAAUGGAUACACUCCUCUUCACCAGGCAGCUCAGCAGGGCCACACCCACAUCAUCAACCUGCUACUGCAGUUCGGCGCCUCCCCCAACGAGCUUACCAUGAACGGCAACACCGCCUUGUCCAUUGCCAGACGCCUGGGCUACAUCUCUGUAGUGGACACACUCAAGGUCGUCACCGAGGAGACCCUGACCAAGGUGACGGUCACCGAGAAGCAUAAGAUGAAUGUUCCGGAGACAAUGAACGAGGUCUUGGACAUGUCUGACGAUGAAGGUGACGAUGCGAUGGCGGGCGAAACGGACAAGUACCUGGGUCCCCAGGACCUGAGGGAGCUCGGAGAUGACUCCCUUCCCCAGGAAGGCUACGUGGGGUUCAGCAUCGGGGCACGGACGGCAAGCCUCCGCUCCUUCAGUUCGGACAGGUCCAACACACUCAACAGGAGCUCUUUCACCCGGGACAGCAUGAUGAUCGAAGAGAUCCUGGCCCCCACCAAGGAGACGCAUCUUGCGGCAGCCAGGGAACACGACACGGACUCUCUGAGGAGGUACAGCUGGGCAGCAGACACACUGGACAAUGUCAACCUGGUCUCCAGUCCUGUCCACUCAGGGUUCCUGGUCAGUUUCAUGGUGGACGCGCGCGGAGGCUCCAUGCGCGGUAGCCGCCACAACGGCAUGCGCAUCAUCAUCCCGCCGCGCAAGUGCACGGCGCCCACGCGCAUCACCUGCCGUCUGGUCAAGCGCCACAAGCUGGCCUCUCCGCCGCCCAUGGUCGAGGGCGAAGGCCUUGCCAGCCGCCUGGUCGAGGUGGGCCCAGCGGGAGCGCAGUUUCUGGGGCCGGUGAUUGUGGAGAUCCCCCACUUCGGCUCCAUGCGGGGCGAGGAGCGCGAGCUCAUCCUGCUGCGCAGCGAGAACGGCGAGACCUGGAAGGAGCACCAGUACGACUGCAAGAUCGAGGACCUCAACCAGCUGCUCAACGGCAUGGAUGAAGAGCUGGAGAGCGCCGAGGAGCUGGAGAGGAAGCGCAUCUGCCGCAUCAUCACCAAGGACUUCCCGCAGUACUUCGCCGUGGUGUCGCGCAUCAAGCAGGAGAGCAACCAGAUGGGGCCCGAGGGCGGGCUGCUCACCAGCAAGACCAUGCCGCUCGUCCAGGCCUCCUUCCCCGAGGGGGCGCUCACCAAGAAGAUCAGAGUGGGACUGCAGGCCCAGCCGGUGCCAGAUGAGGCGGUGAAGAAGAUCCUGGGCAACAGAGCCACGUUCAGCCCCAUCGUGACCGUCGAGCCCCGCCGCAGGAAGUUCCACAAGCCCAUCACCAUGACGAUACCAGUCCCACCACUCUCGGGCGAAGGUGUUACCAACGGCUACAAGGGCGACUCCACCCCUUGCCUACGUCUUCUUUGCAGCAUCACAGGCAAGUGGUUUUCAGUGGAAGGCAAUAUAUUGGAUAGGUGGGAAGCUGUAUGUUUGUCUGUAAUUCCGUAAUUCUCCGGAAGGUUCUGGCUGGCGGACUGCCAUCAGAUCCCUGAGACUGUGGGCCUGGCCACUCAGCUGUACCGCGAUCUCAUCUGCGUGCCCUACAUGGCAAAGUUUGUGGUGUUUGCCAAGAUGAAUGACCCAGUGGAGUCCAGCCUGCGUUGCUUCUGCAUGACCGACGACAAGGUGGACAAGACUCUGGAGCAGCAGGAGAACUUCGAGGAGGUCGCCCGCAGCAAAGACAUCGAGGUUUUGGAGGGAAGGCCUAUUUAUGUGGACUGCUAUGGCAACCUGGCUCCUCUGACCAAAGCUGGCCAACUGCUGGUUCUGAACUUCUACGCUUUCAAAGAGAACCGUCUGCCAUUCUGUGUGAAGGUCAGGGACAACAGCCAGGAGCCUUGUGGACGCCUGUCCUUCCUGCGAGAGAGCAAGCCGACCAAGGUUAUCCCUCAGACAGCUGUUUGCAAUUUAAAUAUCACACUGCCAGCGCUUAAGAAGGAUAUGGAUUCAGAUCCUGAGGAAGAGACUGAAAAACCAGACAGACGUCACACCUUUGCUUCCCUAGCCUUACGUAAGCGCUACAGCUAUCUGAGUGAGCCUGCCACGAAAACAGUUGAACGAACUACAACAAGAACACUGCCUGAUGGUUACGCUCACAAACCUGUCUUUUCAACAAGAUCUUACCAGGCAUGGUCGGCUGCUCCUAUUACCGUCCCUGGGCAAGCAAAAUGUGGACUGGGUUCCCUCGUCAGCUCAUCUUCCACCACACCAUCUGCUUCUCCAUUAAAGUCCGUCUGGUCGAUAUCAUCAUCGCCAAUCAAAUCCACACUGGGAGCCUCCAAUGCAUCCCCAACCAAAUCCGUUUGUGAAGUAGCCUCCCCAAUCCGAUCGUACAGAACUAUUGCCUCCCCUAUUAAGACUGUCGUUCAGCAAGGGCAAUACCCCACACCCGUUUCUGCCAGCCUCAUGUCCUCACCCAUUAAAACUGGCACAGACCCAGCUUCAGUUAAAGCUCUCGCUGCCACGCUUUCCUCAAGAGCUUCACCUGCUACGCAAGUAGGCUCCAUGCUUGACCGAUCGGCCAUUUCAAUGACCCCUCCUGAUUCCCCCAAGUCCAGCAUGAAUAUGUACAGUUCCAGUUUGCCGUUCAAGUCAGUGCUAGCUUCAAUGGCCACUGCUUCGCCCCCCUCAGUUAAAACAAUAUCAAGUUUGUCCACAAUCAAACCCUCUGCUGAUAUUGCUUCAACAUCGAAAGGAACCAUUUUCACCUCUGCCUUGACCUCACCAGCCAAGUCCACAGUUGCUGCUUCUGAAACUAUGCUUAACGGCUCAGUCUCACCUAUCAAAUACCUAUCCCCCUCACCCGCACCUUCCCGUAUUCUCUCAGGAGUUACCAGCAGCUUGCAGGAGAGGAUACAGGCCACAACACAGGCAGCCACAUCUAGUGUAACCGCAGCCAUCGACGAAUCAUUCAACUCUUGCGGAGCAGCAAGUUACAGCGCACUUAAAUCCAUGUCCCCCUCCCUAAGAGCCAGUGUCGCCAGUUCUGUUUACUCAUCGCUUAGAUCCCACACAGCUGCCACCACCACCACAGUGUCCUCCAGUACCAUAACAGUGCCCGUGUAUUCCCUCGUGAAUGUGUUACCUGACCCUCAACUCCCUAGAGCCACUGAAAUAACGCCAACAUCGCGUUCGGCAGCUGCACAACAAACGCACACUCCUGCCCAGUCCUCCAGUCCUAGAUCUAAGACAACCUUGAAAUCCUCACUGUUCCUGUCCCCGACGUCCCUGAAAGCAGCCACUGCCUCCUCCUUGUCCCACAGUCAGGACCUUCUCAGAGACGUUGCCGACAUGAAAGAGGACCUGAUGCGAAUGACUGCCAUACUCCAGAGUGACGCUAGUGCCGUAGCUAAGACCUACCAGUCUCAGGCAGCCAAAGAGGCAAAAGUAGAGGAUGAGGAGCCUUUUAGUUUAGUUGAAAAAGUGAAAGAGGACCUGGUCAAGGUUAGCGAGAUCCUUACAAAAGACGUAAGUGAAGCCAAAGCCGCUGCCCGAGAGAGAGCCUCAGAGGAAGACUGGGAAGAGUUUUCGAAAGAUGAAAUCGAAGAUGCCAGACAGAACGCAUUGAGAUCGCUGCCCACAUUUGAACCCACACUCCCUGUUAGACCACAAUCUGUGCCUGACAAAGAUCUCAAUUUUGCCAAGGUGGUAGACUAUUUGAUGAAUGACAUUGGUGCUAGCUCUCUGUCCAAAAUGGCUGAUGCCAAGUGUAGGUAUGAGGAGAUGAGAAAAGAUGGGGAGGAGAAACAGAAACGUGGCAUCAAGCCUGAGCACAAACUCAAAAUGCCACCCACAGGCAUGCGUUCCUCCCCCUCUGAGAAAGACUUAAGUAAGCUAGCCGAUUCCUACAUGGGCCCUGAAACCAUCCUUGAAUCUCCGGACGAUUUCUCCCAUGAGCAGGACAAGAGCCCCCUGUCAGACAGUGGCUUCGAAACAAGGAGUGAUAAGACUCCCUCAGCACCUCAGAGUGCCGAGAGCACCGGACCCAAACCUCUCUUCACAGACGUUCCUCCAGUUAUUACAGAGACCAGAACAGAGGUUGUCCACAUCAGGAGCUAUGAGCAUCCAGAUGACCUCUGUGAGCCCAUGAUGGAGGAGGCAACAUCAGGGGCAGCAACAGCUGCAGCUAUAGCAGAGGCAUCUGCAUCAGCAUGUCUAGAGCCAGAGCCGGCAGUCGCUUCACUCAAAGAUAAGGUCAAGACCUUUCAGAUUAAGGUAAACACAGAGGAGGAUUACAGCAAAAGUAUGUGCCUGAAAGAGGAAACUCAUAUCACCACCACCACGAGAAUGGUGUACCACAAGCCCCAGCUGACCGAGGGCAGUGGUGACAGAAUGGAGGAAACCAUGUCAGUGAGAGACAUCAUGAAAGCAUUCCAGUCAGGUCGAGAUCCUUCCAAAGAAUUAGCUGGCCUAUUCGAGCACAAAGCUGCACAGGAUUCGAUAAAAGGAGACGAGCUGUCUCCGCGAUUCCUCGAUAAAGACUCAAAAGGGAAACCCAAGGUAGAAAGAAUAAUCGAGGUUCACAUAGAAAAGGGCAACACCUCAGACCCAACCGAGGUCAUAAUCAGAGAAACUAAGAAGCAUCCAGACUACCGCAGUAUGAAAGAAUUACUCGACAAAGCUGAGGGUGAUUAUGAGGUAAUGCAGGAAGAGGAUGACUUUGCUGCAGAGGAGUCACUGCCCUCUUACUUGGACACCUCGAGGGUCAACACUCCAGUCUCUCAGGAAGAGGACAGCCGGCCCAGCUCUGCCCAGCUAGUCGCUGAUGACUCUUACAAGACGCUGAAGCUCUUGAGCCAGCACUCGAUAGAGUAUCAUGACGAUGAGCAGUCAGAACUGAGGGGGGAGUCCUACAGAUUUGCUGAGAAAAUGCUCCACUCCGAAAAGCUAGACACUUCACAUUCUGAUACUGAGGAGGUCGCAGCAGAUCAGGCCCGUGGCCAAGCAGCAGAGGCACAAGGAGCUGAGGGCUACUCUGGUGAGAGAGCGUCAGGCACAAGAAAAGAGACCCAUUUCAAGUCCAAGGAUGCAUCAGAUAAAUCGGGUAAAUUCACUCAGAAGGACGAGCCGUACGACAAAUUGACAGUGUUGCAUUACACAACAGAGCCCGGCAGCCCCAAGCACGCAGUGUGGAUGCGAUUCACCCAAGAUAGGCAAGACAGAAACAGAGAGAAGCUAAUAUAUGAAGAUCGUUUAGAUCGAACCGUAAAAGAAGCAGAAGAAAAACUGAGUGAGGUCUCGCAGUUUUUCCGUGACAAAACCGAGAAGCUGAACGACGAGCUUCAGUCACCAGAAAAGAAGCCCGCAAGGAGGGUGCCAAGAGAGACGCGGUCUGGGCCCAGUUCCAUGUGCAGCAGUCCAGAGAAAACACAACAGAAGAGGGAAGCAAGUAGUGGCGAGGAGUGGGCAAGGGGAAGUAUGAGAGAAUCCUCAGUUGGAAAGUUGUUUGGAAGUGAGAGAAAAAGUGCUAGUGUACCAAGUAGUCCAGAGAGACGUUCUCAGCUUCAAACCAGUGAAGAAAAACCUAAAGAGGACAGUGGAGAAACACCAACGAAAGUCCCACCUCCUGUUGCCGCAAAAUCUUCCAAAGUUACUGCUUUUAAACAGAAAUUUGAAGCUGAGGCACAAAAACAAGAGAGUAGCACCCCACGAUCACCAAAACCCCCAGUCAAAAAGUUUCAAGAGAGUAAAUUACCUGUUUACCAGCCUGUCCAAGGCUCCAAAACAUCAAAAAGUCCCUCAGAGGAAGAGAAAAUCUCACCAAAAAAGGCAGAAGUCGAUAAAAGUAGGACAUCUAAAGGACCAUGUCCUGAUGUCAGUCAAUCUGGAAUAUCUGCCACAGCCCCAAAACAAUCAAUUGAACCACCACCUAAUAAAAAUGCAACACAUUCGACAGCCCAAAAGCAGAUCCAAAGUGACAGUGUCAGAGCUGCAGACAUUGGCAAGGAUGAAAAAAGGGCCUUUGAAAUGCGUAGAAACAAAGACCAGUUACCUCAGAGCAAAAUGCAUGAGUCAUCGAAAAGGGACAGUGGAGUUGACAUUCAAAGUGUGGCAUCCUCUGAGGCCAACAGACUGCUUACAAAAACUGAUACAAGAACUUCUCCUUUAAAGCAGCAAGGACCAAGUGAUAUGUCUAAAAAAGUUGCUUCUCCAGACUGUAUGCCCUCAGAUAGUACUGAGAGUGGUGACAUGCACUCAAAGACCCUCAGAAAAAAGGCUGACUCUCAAAUACCUGUACGCUUAAGUGGCCCAUCAGAUAGUGAUCAAUUCAGUAAAGCUAAGCAAGACACAACAGUAAAGCAGCCAGAGAAGUUACCUUCACAGAUACCCACUUUAACUAAAACAAGAGUCCAGGGUAGAUCUGAACUAGGUGGCCUAAAGUCCCAAGAUUCAACCACUAGUAAGCUCACUGAUGCUAGUUCUGUGGAGGGCAAAGAGAGAGCAACUAUAGUUACAACUCGAGAAGGUUUUAAAGGUCUUAAAUCCUUGCCUGUUUAUGUAAGUGUACAAUCUGGCAAGGGCGACAAAGACUCUGGAGGGCAAAAUGGCAGCCAUAAAAACUUAAUAACUGUAAAACAGAAGCAGGCGACAUCCCCCCAACCUAGCCCAGAUGAUGACACCUUUGAACAGGUAUCUUUUAUAGACAGUUCUGGAAAAAGCCCCAUGACCCCUGAGACCCCCAGUUCUGAAGAGGUCAGCUAUGACCUCAUGUCUCGAACCCCUGAGUCCCUUUUUCUCAUGCCAGCUCGCCCCAGUCCAAUCCCAGAGGUGUCAGAAGAAUCAGAAAGUGACGAGCAGAGGAAAGCUUUCUCUUUCAAAGAAUCUCCACCAGAGAAGCCAAAAAUCAUCACUGUCGCUGCUGAGCCCAGUAAUGCUAACGCUGGUCAGGUUGCUAAGGCAAGGCGAGUAGCUUACAUUGAGUUUCCCCCACCCCCACCCCUGGAGGACCAAUCCCAACCCGAGCCGAAGGGCUCAUCCUCAGAUGCCGAUACAGAGAUGAUGGAGGUGAACCUCCAGGAGGAGCACGAUAAGCAUCUUCUUGCUGAGCCCAUCAUAAGAGUUCAGCCCCCAUCCCCUGUGCCCCUAGGGGCUGACAAGAGUAGCUCCAGCGAUGAUGAGUCAGUUUUUCAACCCAUUCAUUCAAAGAAAUACAAAUUCAAAGUGGAUGAGAAAAAAGAGGAGAAGGAAACCAAACCCAAAAAGCAGGACAAAAAUGGAAACCACAAAGAUAACGGACUUAAUGGAUCAGGUGACGAUGAGUAUGAGCAAAACGGGAAUGACCAGUCUAUAACAGAUUGUUCGAUAGCAACAACUGCAGAGUUUUCACAUGACACAGACGCAACAGAGAUAGACUCCCUCGAUGGCUAUGACCUUCAAGAUGAAGAUGAUGGCUUGAGUGACCAGAACGCAAAGCCGUUCAGCUUUGGAAUUGAUAACCGAAAGGACGUGUGGUCAACAGACAACAUGCUUAGGCCAAGUGACCGUGCUUUUAGUCAAACAAGACUUGAUGUGAUUGAGGAAGAACCACUCCCGAUAGAGGAGGGCAAAAAAGAAUUUGACAAAAAAUUGGAAGAUGGAAACGAAAAUGUAAUAAAUGAAAAACAAUCAAAAUCUGAAGGACAUUCAGAAACGUACUUUAGUUACAAAUUGGUGGAGGAGUUUAACACUCCAUUCAAAACUGUUGCGACCAAAGGUUUGGACUUUGAUCCUUGGUCCAGCAAGGGAGGAGACGAUGAGGUGGUUGAUGCUAGAAUUAAAGAUGAUGAGCCCAAGCCUUUUGGGUUAGCUGUAGAUGACAAGUCACAAGGCACAUCUCCAGAUACAACUCCUGCUAGAACCCCGACAGAUGAAAGCACACCGACAAGUGAGCCUAACCCGUUCCCCUUCCACGAAGGGAAGAUGUUUGAGAUGACUCGCAGUGGCGCAAUUGACAUGAGCAAGCGGGAUUUUGUCGAAGAGAGACUACAGUUUUUUCAGAUUGGCCCCCAGAGUCCAUGUGAGAGGACAGAUUUGCGUAUGGCCAUUGUGGCUGACCAUCUCGGCCUGAGCUGGACAGAGUUGGCCAGGGAAAUGAAUUUCUCUGUGGAUGAGAUCAACCACAUCCGGGUGGAGAACCCCAACUCUCUAACGGCUCAGAGCUUCAUGCUCCUAAAGAAAUGGGUGAACCGGGAUGGUAAAAAUGCCACAACGGAUGCCUUAACCGCAGCCCUGACAAACAUCAAUCGGAUGGAUAUUAAGACCUUGCUGGAAGGGCCAAUAUUUGACUAUGGUAACAUUUCAGGCACACGGUGUUUUGCAGAUGAUAACGAUUCCCUGGAUCAGGCGGAUGGUUACCACAACAUCGAUUUGGAGAUGCAGACCCCAACAGAGUUGACCUAUGAGUCCCCCACCCUGUUCCGUCACGACGAUGUCUUUAGCCCGGACCCCGCUAGCGUAGGCCCCUCGCAGCAUAGCACCCCAGUUAGGCCCAGCGACCUCUCCCUGCCCGGCUCCCCCAGCCUGGACUUGGGACCGGGCGCCGUGUCCAGGGACGGCAAGCCCCCGACCGUGGUGGCGGAGGACACGUCUCUGGAGAGCCACAGAGGAGGGGCCCAAGGAGGAGGAGCGGAGGAGGAGUUCUCCACCGAGGAGGACGCGGCCCCCCUCCCGCUCCGAGACGAGAACGACGAGGCGGCGCAGGGCGAGUCAGAGGCACCGGCACGCGGCAGCGGCCUGAGAGAGACAGUGGGGGAGACCGAGGAGGACGCGGCGGCGGUGGCGGUGUUGAUGACGAUGCGGGAGCCUGAGGAUUGGGCGUCCGGCGCAAACACCCGCCCGCAAGUGGCCACGGGAGGUGGAGGAGGAGGUGGUGGCAUGUCUGGUCAUGCAGAGGAAGAAGAGAGGGAGAUGGAGGAGGACAACGAUGAGGGCGAGAUGACGCAGGAGAAGCUAAAGUCCCUCCUGGGGGACAUUAAGCUGGAGGAAGGCUCAGAGGAUGAGGAGAUGACCGAGGAGAAGGUGCAGGAGAUUCUCUCACAGGUGGAGCAGGCAGAAAAAGACUUGUCUUCACUUGCAGGUUGGCCAGGCGAGCACUCGGGGGCUGGGGAGACAGCGACGGCGGAGGCGGAGGCGGUUGCGGAGGCCUCCAGGACACAAGGCAGUGGAGAGGCAACACCGGAGCGGCAACGCAAAAGCUCUCUUGUGGUCAUCCUCCUCCCGAGCAGCCAGGAGGGUUCUGCGGAGUGUCCACCCGAGGCUCAGACGGAGCGGGUCAAACAGAACGGAGAGCACGCAGAGUCCCCAGAGCACCCCGAUGCGCACCUGCCCCACAGCCAGGCAGAGGCCACCAGGGCGGCGCCAGAGGACAGAAGAGCGGAAGCCAGCAGCAAGGAGGCCGAGAGUUCCACUGGGCCUGAGAACCAAGCACAGGCUGGGGUUCGCAGAGCUGCUGACUCCAGCUCUGAUGAGGAGCAGACCAUCACUACACGAGUGUUUCGGCGAAGGGUGAUUCUGAAGGGAGAGCAGGCCAAAAACAUUCCUGGGGAAUCGGUGACAGAGGAGCAGUUCACGGACGAGGAUGGAAACAUUGUCACUAGAAAAGUCAUCCGCAAGGUCGUCCGGCGCUCUGCUCCCACUGAAGAGAGGGGCAAGAGCCGACGCAAGCGGGGCAAAGGUCGUCAGGGCCCUAAGGCCGAGCACCAGGAGGAGGAGGAGCAGGCCAGGGUGCCUGCACCCGCGCCCCAGAGAGAGCGCACUGAGUCGGGAGACGGAGCCAAGGGAAAGAAGAAGAAAGGAGAGCGACAGCAAGGGAAAAAGGGUCAAUCAUAACCGUCAAUCAUAACCGUCAAAAAGCGCCACAAUGAUUUGAAAUCGUCUCAUAAUUCUUUUUCCUGGAAGGGGAAUCACUGGAAAUCAGCUGAUGGGGGGGACACGAGUCUACAGCUUCUCACAUCCAAACGCAUGGAUUUCAGCAAGAAAGAUGUCUUCUGAGUUCUUACAUUUUUUUCCGCAUGAGCAUGACAAAAAAAAAAAAAGAAAAAGACUCAUCUGUUUCUGUCAACUAUACAAAGCAUCCAGUCCAGGACAUGUAGGUAGGUAGCUGAAGGCUGACGGUUAAGGCCUACCCCAGCUACUAGAGCCCCACACACUGGUACGAUGCAUCGAAAACCUCCACAAGGCAUUACCCACCCCCCAUACCCCCCAAAGCAAUUUUCCGUGACCAAAGAUGGCACAACUUUAAGCAGUAUACCUAUGAGACAGAGACAGUGGGAGGAGCACUAAAUCACCUUCAACACUCGCCUUACGUUGAUCCUCUUGGACCCAUGAUGUCGGGAUGUAUAAUGCUGUUGGAUUUGUUUUUGUUGUUUUUUGUUUUGUUUUCUUUUGGGAUUUUCUUGUAUAUAAAUUACACUGUAUAAAUUCUUUUGAAGAAAAAAAAAAGAAGAAAAAAGUAGCUUACAAAUUGUGGAUGCACUGUCUGGAGUCCUUUUCAGAUAUGAUGACAUGAAAUGAAUUGCCAACAUUGAUUCCAACGAUUAAGGAAAGGCUUGGGUCUGACUUGUAAUAUUGUUAGCAAAUUGAGAAAAAAAAAAGUUUGUAAAUGACACAAAAAAAGAGCUAACUUGAUUUUAACAGCGAGCGUUUCUUUCAAUAACACUGCACUUACUCUUCACACAACACAUCUAAACAUGGGAACAGCCCUAGAGUGCUUCUCACAAUACUUUCUCAGAGUACUAAUAUUUUGAUGCAUGUGAUUCACAUUAUUCAAAUUAUGUUUUUUUUUUUUUUUUCUAAAUUGCAAACACUGCAUUGUGACGUACGUGGAAGGAGGCAAGGUGUGCUGUCUGUGUGUCCACAAUUCUGCCAUAUCUAUCACUUACAACUGUUUUGUAUGAGAGAGGGAAAAGAUGCUACAGAGCAUGACGGAGAAUUUUAAGGAUUUGAAUAAAUGGAUGUGAAUGGGAAUACCUCAGUUCAUGCCUCUUGAUGACACAGCGACUCCUGUGAGGAGCAAGGGAUUCUGGGAAAACGAAUGGGCCUAAAUAACAACCCGAAUGUAUCAUGUAGACCGGCACGCUGUAAACGUUUUAACUGUUAUCAUCUGUAUUGGCUGAAGGAUGUAGAAAUCUUCCACAGCCAAUCAUCUGUGAUCAUUCAAGCAGUGUAUUACUAGAUUUUUUUUUAAAAGAAAGAAAGCUGCUGUGGUUCAAAAGGGGCAUUUUUAUUUGGGUUUUUGUGAAAUUUUAUUUCUGAUGAGAUCAGUUCGUAUGACAGGCACCAACGGCAUUCAUUGAUUAUAGAUCUGGUAACAUACUGUAUGGCAAGAAGAAAACAUACACUGGAUGAUCUAAUUAAUUAUUUAAGCAUAAAAUAAAUUGUGUUUAAACCCAAA
This is a messenger RNA of Alosa alosa (allis shad), 13726 nucleotides long. It is a transcript of the gene ank3b, whose product is annotated as ankyrin 3b. Gene Ontology annotation, biological process: signal transduction; protein localization to T-tubule; regulation of cardiac muscle contraction. The record is from RefSeq and is a predicted model, not a curated record. Gene Ontology annotation, cellular component: T-tubule. Gene Ontology annotation, molecular function: protein binding. NCBI's taxonomy places the organism in Eukaryota, Metazoa, Chordata, Actinopteri, Clupeiformes, Clupeidae.